Molecule: messenger RNA, 1746 nt
Organism: Aspergillus chevalieri
Lineage: Eukaryota; Fungi; Ascomycota; Eurotiomycetes; Eurotiales; Aspergillaceae
Exons: 2
Coding region: 1-1746 (581 amino acids)
Molecular function (GO): S-methyl-5-thioribose-1-phosphate isomerase activity
Source: RefSeq, a predicted model, not a curated record
AUGGAAUAUGUCGACGAACCCCCUUCGUUGAUGGAUUUCCUUACACGACCCGGACCCCGAUGUGAAAACAAGAAGAGCAGCCUGCGACUAUUAGGAUCGAUCAAACGGACAAAGCCGACUCGGAAAGCACCCGGGUUUGUCACCAGAAUAAGCGGGAAAGGGCGAGAAAGAAGUGCAUCGCAAACUAAGUCCAAGUCGCGAGACGCACUUCGAUUUCUUGCGUCUGCGCCAUCGCGGCUCCUGCAAGAGAAAGAUACGGAAACGAGGGAAGAUACACCAUGCAGGCUUGUUUUGUGCUUUAUGGUUGAGGCAGAUGCGACUGCCGCGAACUGUUCCGCACCGGUUGUAGGGGUUACUGAAGAUAGUGAUUCGACUCCCAUGGAAGCUGCUUGGAAAAUGAUCACGAAUCAGACGAAUUUCCCUGAAAUAUCGCUGAAUGUCACUCGAUGUGGGAAGCCAUUCAUAUUUGAAGAUCCGUUUUUAAUAGGACGAGAAUGUGUGUUUCAUCCUUUUGCGUUCUGCGUCAAGGACAAUACCAGAGAGAACAACAGAGCAGAAUGCGUCAAUCGGAUAGACAAAAGCCUUGUUAAUAUCUCAUAUAUUAACCAAGGACUCCGGAAUACCUUUUUCGACAGCGAAUUAGGUCCCGCAUCAGGGACAAUAUUAGCCACCGGACUACAGCAAUUACAGCAAGACCAUGAAAGUGGCGCGAGAAAAUUAGCCGCUGUUGCACUGAGCAUACUGCGGGCUACCCUGGAAAGCCUUGAGGAUUCUAUAAGUCUCGAUGGCCCGUGGUGGAGGAAGGCUUGUCUAGCAGCGUGGCAUCUCUGGAAGAAUGGUCGUCCAAGUAUGGAUGCGGCUAUUGUUAGCUUCCUGCUUUUAGCCUUGGGUGAGGUUUCGACGGCUCUGUCACGGGAGGAGAACGAAGGUAAAGUGUGCAAAAGGUUAUGCGUACAAAAUGCGCUUGAUAGCGUACAACAAAUGAUACGAUCCUACACGCCUCGUAUUAGCCAGAACCUGGCAUCAUAUUUGCUGUCCAAAAACGGGAGCAGCGAGAGCAAACGGAAUAUAUUUACUAUCCUAACUCUGUCAUCCAGCUCGACCAUCCGCGAAUGCAUCAUUCAAUCCGCCCUCGCCUCUGGAGCGCCACUCGUCAACAUCCACGUACUCGAAUCUCGUCCCCUAUUCGAGGGUGUAUCUAUGGCCGCAUCGAUUAUAUCCGGUUUCGAGGCCCUAUCUAUACCACGUCCGCAAGUCCGCGUCACUAUUUUUACGGACGCAUCCGUAGCCCAGGCUGCUAUGGGAGUGGACCUGUUUCUCCUUGGCGCGGAUCGGAUUGCAGCAGAUGGGUCCGUGAGUAAUAAGACGGGAUCGCUUCCAGCUGCUCUGAUGGUUCGACAUAUGGCACCGGCUGCGGAGACAAUUGUCGUUAGUGAAAUCCACAAAGUUGCUACGGAAUCGAGCAACGAGCAUAAUGUGGAGAACAAUGAGGCGUCAGAGGUGAUGAAUGCUUGGGAGCGGAAUGAUAAAACCAAAGGAUUGGAUGUCGUCCAGGGUCAUUUUGAGAGUGAUGGGUUUGGACAAGGUCGACCAACGGUGAAUGUGCAAAACGUGUAUUUUGAAUGGGUGCCUCCGAGCCUGAUUAACACAUAUAUCUGUGAAGAUGGGUCAAAGACACCGGAGGAUUUCCAAAGACAGGCGCAGUGGGUAUCGGAGCAGUGCGAGAUGUACUUUGGAAUUUGUUAA